This is a messenger RNA of Aaosphaeria arxii CBS 175.79, 1864 nucleotides long. RefSeq lists its product as uncharacterized. NCBI's taxonomy places the organism in Eukaryota, Fungi, Ascomycota, Dothideomycetes, Pleosporales. The transcript has 3 exons. Bases 212 to 1738 code for a protein of 508 amino acids. The record is from RefSeq and is a predicted model, not a curated record.
GUAAUUUUCUAUCAUGCAUGGCAGAGUUGGGCCCAGAAAUCUUUGGGGGUAAAUCCUACAACACCCCUUGGUGAAACUUGUUACUUUCCUCGCCAUUCUUUGUUGCUGUCAUACAAACUAUUGACAUGGCCUGCAGCGCGUCCAUGUCUAGGCGAGUUGUUUGAUAGCCGAAGCCUUCUAAUUCCUGCCAGUCACAGUCCUGGCCACAAAAAUGAACAAUUCGGAGGUCGAAGGAGAUGUUCCAAGGGGAAAGAAGCGUACAAGAGCUAUCGCAAAUCUUACCGAGGAGCAGUUACAACACAAACGAAAUGUCGACCGAAAGGCUCAACGGGCUUUUCGCCAACGAACCAAGGAUAGCAUCUGCAGUCUCGAACUACAAAUUGAGAAUCUCCAAAAGGCAGCCGACGAGCGGCAAGUUAGAUUUCAGGACGAACUUUCAAGUUUGCGUGAGAGCAAUACAGCAUUAUUACAAUGCCUCGAGCGUAUCACGGACUUGGCAUUUGCAACAACUCGUUCCAUGACUCAGGCGAUUAACAACGAUGGCAUGCCUUCCGUAGAGCAUAGUCGGGCAAAGAGUUCGGCAGAAUCAUCUCCUUCUUGCCAGGGCAAUUCUCCCCAAGUCCCUGCAGCUGACGAGCUGGAUGUCACCCCUGGCAACAAUACAGAUGAUACUUUCCAUCCCAAUAUCGUUCCAUCCGACGCACCUAGAUCACCGACGUCACACCUGGAAAUUGAGACUUUACACGAACGAACUUUGUCGAUAUGCCAUGAUAGUUCCGCUCAGCAAAGAAUUCACGACUAUGGUCCCAACCCCCACACACCGUACGUGUUCAGCUACGAGUCAAGUGCAAUACACCCUACCCUACCCACUAGCGCAACGGCCACGGGUUCUCCAUCUUCUGGAAUUUCACAUUCUGGAAGCAAUCAACGCUCCGCUACCAGUAUGGAUGUUGCCAGUCUGACCCCUUCAGGAUACCAUGGGGCACCCGCUGAUAACAAUGAUUAUCACCCUCACAUCGUGUCAGUUUCACUGGGGCCUGACAGGUCGGCCAUCGAUGGAACAAGCGAGCUAUACCCAAAUGCAUGGAAAAAUUCCGUCUUUACUAUUCUCCCAACUCAUGUACCACCAACAUGUCCCUUGGACGAAAUUUUGCAUAAUUUCUUAAGAGCUCGAAGAGACAUGCUUACGCAAGGGUUGCCGGCUGAGAGUGUUAUGGGGUCACCAAACCCUACAGUGAAAGCACUGCUUGAUACCACUAUGGCAAGUAGCGUACAUCCGAUAUGUGGCGUCAUGUCUGAAGUGUUGUCAACAUUUCCACACGUGGACCAACCGGAGAAACUCGCCUUCUUCUAUCUCAUGUUCAAAACAAUGAGGUGGCAAAUUUCCCCUAGUAAGGAUAGCUACCUUGCGAUGCCGCCGUGGCUAAGGCCGACAGUAACGCAGGUCACGGUGCCGCAUGCUUUCUGGAUAGACAACAUCCCUUGGCCUGGUGUGCGAGACAUGCUUAUUGAGAAGCCAGAGGAUCAUACAUUUGAAAUGUUCUCCCAAUAUUAUUCACAAAACGUCCGCGUAAAUUGGAAAUUUGACAGCCGUGACGCGCUAUCAAAUAUCGAAAAUGAAGCUGUUCUGCAUUCUAUCUUCGAGAAGCAUAUCUCCAAUCUCAAGAAUUGGACUGUUUUGCCCGAAUUUCAACGUCGUUUCCCAGCGAUGACACCUGCAAUCUACUCCCGCGAUUGAAUGUUAUGCUUUCAAAGCAUAGUCCUUGUGGAUCCUUUAUAGACGUUGUCAAACCUCUGUAAGGGGUACGCCAUAUUAAGCCCAGUAUCAGGCUACAUAUACACACAUUAUUUCUAUAAUUUUAUC